UGGGUGUUUGAGGACGGUUGCCCUCUUCCUGGCGCCGGCCGCGGGAGAAUUCGAAUCGGGCGACGAGGGCGCCAAAGUGACUCGAGAGCAUCAGGCCCUGUAUGUUUACUUCAAACCUGGAAUGAAAGAGUGGAAGAGACUCAGAAUCAGGAGUAAGAAGGGAAAGAGAGAAAGUGAAUGAAGAAAUUGAGAGUUGCAAAAUUUUUGUGAAAGAAUACAACAUGAAAAAACGUGAAGCUUUCCUACAAGCUGUCUCUGAUGGUACCAUUGAUAAGUUCUUGCAUUUUAUUCAGCUCCAUAAGGAUGUGGCUGAUUCAUUUGACCUAAAUGAGCUGCUUCAAGAAUUAUCAAGGAAGCAGAAAGAAGCUUUAUGGGAGACGUUAAAACAUUUGUUAGCACAAGCUUUGGUAGAUGAUCCAGUAGAGGAAUGGCAGAGGGUUAGAGAAGAAUGUGAUGAGGACAUGGAGAGUGACGGAGCUUCUAAAAAGGAACAAACCUCGGCUGUGAUACAAGGUGUAACAACUGUAGUUACUUCUUCUAUAUCGGUAGUAGAUGAAAAUGCCAACUCCAAAGCUCUUCUAGAAUGUGCUUUGAUAUUAAAUGGCAUCCUUUUUGCAUUGCCUGACUCAGAAAAAUCUUUAUUGGGACCCAUCCAGCAUCUGUGUGAACAGUGGUGGGCAAAGGGACUUGAAGAAAAAGAACAGUUUGGGAAAACAGCAUUCCUCAUGUUUCUGAAAAACAGUGUCGAGAAGAAAACUGUGGUGGGAGCAGAUAUAAUCCGUUUAUGGCAUCUUCAUCGGGCUUUGUUGUGCUUUGAUUACGAUUUGGAAGAGAGUAAUGAAGUGAAAGAUUUAUUGCUUCGGUGCUUCAUGAGUGUUGCCCAUAUUAAAAAAGAAGAGGGGAGAAGAUUCCUAAGUUUUCUUUUCACAUGGAACGUCAACUUCAUUAAAAUGAUACAUGGCACUGUUAAAAAUCAAUUGCAAUGUUUUCCUAGGUCCCUGAUGACACAUAUUGCUGAAAUUUAUUUCAGAGCCUGGAAAAAAGCUUCAGGGGAGAUACUGGAGAUGAUUGAACACAGCUGCAUUCAAGAUUUCAUGCAUCAUGCAAUUCACCUGCCAAGAAACUCUCCACUACACCCCAAAGUGCGAGAGUUGCUGAGCUAUUUCCAUAAACAAAAUAAAUGCCGCCAGGGAGUUGAAGAAGUGCUUUUCAGACUUUAUCAACCCAUUCUUUGGAGAGCCUUAAAGGCCACAAACUCGGAAGUUCGAUCAAACGCGGCUCUGCUGUUUGUUGAUGCCUUUCCCAUUCUGGAUCCAUCUUUUAACAGAGAAGACACAGACAAUGAAAUUCAAAGGCAAUUUGAUGAACUUUUUAGUCUCCUGGAGGAUCCUCAGCCUCUAGUCCGCUCAACAGGAGUACUUGGUGUUAGUAAAAUAGCAUUCAAAUAUUGGGAAAUGAUUCCUGCGACUGUGCUUGCUGAUCUUUUAAGAACUUUGAUUGAAGAUCUUGCUUUUGAUACAACUUCAGCUGAUGUUCGAUGCUCUGUUUUUAAAUGCUUGCCUAUAAUUUUGGACAACGUACUAAGCCACCCAUUAUUGGAACAGCUUCUGCCAGCCCUGAAAUACAAUCUCCAUGACAAUUCAGAGAAAGUUAGAGUGGCUUUUGUUGAUAUGUUGCUGAAAAUUAAGUCUGUCAAGGCUGCGAAGUUUUGGAAAAUCUGUCCUAUUGACCAUCUCUUAACUCGCCUUGAGAUUGAUUCCCGGCCUGUGUCACGGCGCCUAGUAAAUCUUCUCUUCAGCUCUUUCUUGCCCAUUGACGAACCAGAAGAAGUUUGGUGUGAGCGUUGUGUGGCACUAAUCCAGAUGAAUCCAGCAGCAGCUAGAAAGUUCUAUCAGUAUGCUUAUGAAUAUACCAGUCCAACUAAUAUAGCUAAAUUGAUGCUUACCAUUCAGAACUGUUUGAACGCCUGUAUCCAGCAGGCAUUAAAGGCAUCCGAAAGCAAUGAUGAAGACAGUGAGAAGGAAAAUAUGAGUGUGCCAGAUGAUGUAUUGUCAGUUGAUGAUAUACCUUCUAUGGCAGGGUUACUUGAAGUUAUUGUAAUUCUCUGGAGAAGCAUCCACAAGGCACUUGAUCGCAAUGAAAGUGCCAAAAAUCAUAUCGUACAAAAAUUUGCUUCUGUAUUACCUGAAUACUUAAAAACAUUUAAGGAUGAUCGUUGUAUAUCUCCAAUAAUUAUUCUGGCAUCUUUCAUGCCACCUGCUGCUAUUCCUACAUUCAGUUGUGGUGUCCUCUCUAAACUGAGGAAUCUUGAAAAUGGUGCCACUGAAAAUAAAUAUUCUACCCUCCUUGACUGUCUGUGUCGCUGGGGGAAAGUGGGACAUGUUAUUGAAUUGAUCUGUGAUUGGAUAAGCGCUGAGCCAUGUGACGAAGAGAGCAACAAGGUUUCUAAACAGCGAGUACGUAUCCAAGAAACACAUGAGUCAAAACCAGAAUUGGCACUUGAUUAUGUAGAGUAUUUGCUGACUCAUUACAUGAAUCGGGACUGUCUUCUUUCACUUCCCAAAGAGAAACUGAACUACCUUCUGAAAGUUCUUGGAACUGCAAAGGAUAUUCUAGAUUCUUAUAUUGGAGAAAAUCGUGCAAGGUCUCCUGGCUUUUUCCAAGCAACGGCACUGAGAGCUUUCAGUCUGUACUGCAGAUUAAGCAUCCAUCUUCAAUACAAGUUUGCCUCGGAAGGACAGGAUUAUGUGUUAGCUUUGGAGGAAACGGGGGCCUGGAUAGAAAAUUGUAUUCUUCCAGCUGUUUUAAUAAAGGGACAGGAGAGUAGCUUGGAGCAAUCAAGUGAAACCUCUCAGCUGGUGGUUCAGACUUAUCUCACCAUGUGCAAAGAUUUUAUCGCUGUUGGUCUUGGUGAUUUAGAGUUUCAAGCGCAACUCCUGAACAUGGUGACUGCAAUCGUACAGAGAGAUAGAGGCUGGAUUUUCAUCUCGCCAUUACUCUGUAUCCUGCAAGAGAUGGUUGAAGCUUCUUUAACCUAUAACAGCGAUAGUGAGUAUUUGGUGGAGCUUCUUGACAACGUUCAGAGGAUGUUCCAGAAAAUUUUAGAAUGUAUUGCACUCAGGCUCAGAAGACAACAAGAAGAAGGAAUUCAGUUAAUUCGCUCUGUUCAAGAGCCUCUCGGAGAAUUCGUACACAUGGUCCAGUGUUGUGCUUUGACUUGUCCUGCUGUUCACCAUGGAGUCCUUUCUUCCCUAUUAGCUGCAGUAGUAGUUGAGACGGGUUACACCUUACAGUACAAGGCAUCAAAGCUAGAAGAGCUAAUUAUACCUAAGAGUUUUUCAGACCUUCCUCCACUUUCAAGUGCUUUAAUGACAGUAGUGAACAAGUCAGCAAAUGUGGUCAGGUCUUUUUUAAAAGAGUUAAUAGAAUCCAUUGAGUCUGAAGAAAUUGAAGGAUUUGUUAGCAUUACAGCAACUGUGUACAUUGUGGCUUUAAUUAAAGGCAAACAUAGGCUUUCACUUGUAAAGGAUAUCGCAUCUGCCCUUCAAAGAAAGUUAAGUUCAUGCAGUGAUAUUACCAAGGAUGAUGAUAGCAGUGUGCAAAGAGCCUUGUGUGAAGCUGCUAUGCAUAUUUUGGAUGAAAUACUGAGUCCUUGACCGAAUAACUAUUUACAAGUCAAGAAAAUGGGAAACAAUAUAUAUUCACUCCUUCCAGAGAGAACCUGAUUAUUUAAAAUGUCCAGCAUAUUGUCUUUGAUGGAAGAACAAAGCUAUUUUGAUCAGUGCUGCCUGUGAUUAUUGGCACACAUAAUAUUUAAAAGCAAACUUGUAUGUUUAUUUUAUAAUAUUGUCAGAAGCACCUUUAGAAGCUCAAUAUUUUUGUACAUUGUAUUAAAUAUUCUUAAAAGAGUUA
Molecule: messenger RNA, 3912 nt
Organism: Pogona vitticeps (central bearded dragon)
Lineage: Eukaryota; Metazoa; Chordata; Lepidosauria; Squamata; Agamidae
Gene: NCAPG2
Product: non-SMC condensin II complex subunit G2
Biological process (GO): mitotic sister chromatid segregation
Cellular component (GO): nucleus; condensin complex
Source: RefSeq, a predicted model, not a curated record